GGGAGAAAAAUACAUGGGGAUGUGGCAAGAUGAUUUUUGCCAAGGCAAUGGUGUUGUGGUCACACAGUUUGGAUUAUAUUAUGAAGGAUCCUUUAACAACAAUAAAAUGAUGGGGACUGGGGUUUUGCUGUCUGAAGAUGACACGGUAUACGAAGGAGAAUUUUCAGAUAAUUGGACCCUCAAUGGAAAGGGAACGCUGACUUUGCCAAAUGGAGACACUAUUGAAGGCACUUUCAGUGGUGAAUGGGGAUCUGGAAUAAAGAUUACAGGGACCUACUUCAAGCCCACUUUAUAUGAUCACGAGAAAGAUCGGCCUAAAACACUGCGAAAGUUAGGAAACCUUGCGGUCCCAGCAGACGAGAAGUGGAGGGCGGUGUUCGAGGACUGCUGGCACCAUCUCGGCUGUGAACAGCCAGGUCAAGGGGACAGGUGGAAAGCAUGGGAUAACAUUGCUGUUGCCCUGACAACCAAUCGAAGGCAACACAAAGAAAGUCCAGAACUCUUGAGCAGAUCACACGCACAAACCCUGGAAAGCUUGGAGUUCAUUCCACAACAUGUCGGUGCCUUCUCGUUGGAAAAAUAUGACAACAUUAAGAAAUACCUCAUAAAGGCAUGUGAUACUCCUCUGCACCCUUUGGGGAAACUUGUGGAAACUCUGGUAGCUGUAUACCGCAUGACGUAUGUGGGAGUAGGAGCCAAUCGGCGGCUUUUGAAGGAGGCGGUGAAGGAGAUUAAAUCCUAUUUGAAGCGCAUCUUCCAGUUGAUCAGAUUCCUGUUCCCUGAUCUUCCUGGAGAAGGCAGUGUAAUUCCCUCCCUGAUGACUGAGACGAAAGAAGCCAGGUCUUUCUGUACUGGGAAAAAGGACUCGGAACCAGACUCUCCAGAGCCAGGCUAUGUGGUGACAAGCUCUGGCUUAUUACUUCCUGUGCUGCUCCCACGACUUUACCCUCCUCUGUUUAUGCUGUAUGCCUUGGACAAUGAAAGAGAGGAAGAUGUUUACUGGGAAUGCGUUCUGCGUUUGAACAAACAACCAGAUAAAGCACUGUUGAGCUUUUUGGGAGUGCAAACGAAGUUUUGGCCAACAACAGCAUCUGCCUUUGGUGAGAAUAAAAAGGUAUUGCCAAAUUCAAAAGAUGCCUGUUUUGCUUCUGCUGUGGAAUGCCUACAACAGAUCAGGCAUGCUAUUACCAGAUUCAGCAUGAAAAGCUCACCUAACAUAUUUGCCUUAUGUAGAAGACUCGCCUGAAUUUUUAUUCAUCCUCCCUGAAAUACUUAAAAUGAAAACAGAGACGUCAACCUGUGGAUGCAAUUUCUAAAGCUUUCAAGUCAGAAAAAAAAGCAAAGAUGUCAGAUCAAAGAAAAAGAGAUCAGAUUUCGGAAAGCAAUUAUUUUUUGAAGAAAAUGUUACGUAGAUCUCAAGAAAGACAAAUACCAUCCAGGACACAUGCUGCUUUUGACACAGAAGAAGCUGAAAAUGUUGUGAUUUUGAAGGACUGAAAUGCACUACGGAACUACUGUAUUAUUUUUAAAUGAAGCUGCCUAGGUUUGUGUGUCACCGGGGAAAAAUAGUUG
Messenger RNA from Thamnophis sirtalis, 1572 nucleotides. NCBI's taxonomy places the organism in Eukaryota, Metazoa, Chordata, Lepidosauria, Squamata, Natricidae. The record is from RefSeq and is a predicted model, not a curated record.